UGGAGUCACCGCCAGUGUGGUAGGCGUGAUGUAAACAGCGUCGAUCGUAUUUUGUUUCUCUAUUCACUGUUUGGAAAAGUCCAGAAUCAGAAUCCUGAUCUCGUGAAAUUUCGAUGGAGUUCGUUUAGGUCCAAUGGUGAACAUCAAUUGCCCGUAAGGUGUCCACGGUUGAGUUUCCUGCUGUACCCAGGCGUUUAAAGCAGUUUGCUUCAUAGCUAGAGAACUUUUUAUCAUGGCAACUGAAAGCACAGAGUGCCCAGCAGCUGUAGUUCCUGCACCAGCUGCAAUGCCUAAAAUUAGAGAGGACUGGUAUCAAACCGAAACUCACGUCAUUAUCAAUAUCCUGGUUAAGAAUUUGAAAGACGACAAUGUUGAAAUAGCCUAUGCUGAUGACUCGGUAACUAUUAACUUGAAGCUACCAGACAAGCAGACCUGCUUCAAAUAUAAUUUAUUGCACCCUAUUAACUCCAGUCAAUCUUCACAUAAAAUUCUAUCAUCUAAAGUGGAAAUUAAAUUGAAGAAAGCCGAUGGCAUUAGGUGGGAAAAGCUAGAAGCUGAUGCAUCAGCUCUGCCAUCAGAGGUUGGAAAAGCACCUAAAGAAAAAAACUGGGACAAAGUAGUUGUAGCUUUAGCAGAAACAGAAGAUGAUAAACCACAGGGAGAAGCUGCUUUGAAUGCCUUGUUUCAACAAAUUUAUGGUGAAGGUUCAGAUGAUGUGAGGCGAGCUAUGAAUAAAUCCUUUGUUGAAUCAGGGGGCACAGUUUUGAGUACAGUGUGGAAAGAUGUGAAGGAGAAAACUGUGGACGUGAAGCCUCCUGAUGGUGUAGAAUACCGCAAGUGGAAUGAUUAGUUUGAUAAACAUUUUCAUUUUUUGUGUUACUUUUUAUCUGUCCAUUAUUCAUCAAACCCAAGUGUAUUUUUCUAUUUUGUUUUAUCUUAGUGUACCUACAUAUCUGUGUUCUCUGGUCAGGAAUUAAGUUUGAGAAAGCUAUAUCUUGCAGGGAUGGUGAAAAAUAAAACUGUUAAAGACAGAAGGGUCAUAAACCAUUUCAUUGAGUUCUUAUCUCAAAAUCUCUGAUAGCAUUGUUUCCCAUGAAAUGGUUAUGUUCCAAAUAUCUUGCUGUUUUUGUCUCUAAAAUUUGAUGUUCCACCUUGCUUAGUACGUACUUUUUGUUUUUCAUUGUAUUGUGUAAUCCUUGGGUAGAGACAAUUUGUGUGAUAAUAGAAUUUGAAUGUUUGAAAGAUAAAUACUAAGAUUGUUACUAAUUAGUCUGGUAAAUUAAGUCAGUACAGGUGCUAGAGUUGCACUUAUUUUAAAGACAUGUGCAUUUUUUAAACAAUCAAGCCACAAAUAUGUAAAAUUUAUAUUGAGGUAGCUUGUAUGCAUGUGUUACCAAGGACAAAUAUUUUGUUUUGAACUGAUUAAAAUUUUGUUUUGUGUCUGAAAAAGAAA
Frankliniella occidentalis (western flower thrips) is the source of this 1453-nucleotide messenger RNA. It is a transcript of the gene Sgt1, whose product is annotated as protein SGT1 homolog. The record is from RefSeq and is a predicted model, not a curated record. Gene Ontology annotation, molecular function: protein-folding chaperone binding. The coding region runs from base 233 to 850 and encodes 205 amino acids. Gene Ontology annotation, biological process: protein stabilization. NCBI's taxonomy places the organism in Eukaryota, Metazoa, Arthropoda, Insecta, Thysanoptera, Thripidae. The transcript has 7 exons.